Molecule: messenger RNA, 765 nt
Organism: Penicillium salamii
Lineage: Eukaryota; Fungi; Ascomycota; Eurotiomycetes; Eurotiales; Aspergillaceae
Source: the annotation of a GenBank genome assembly
AUGGGCACAGCAAUGUCCAUGGAGUUUGAUGUCGAUAUGGAAGAAGUACUUGAUCAAUACGAGAAGGGGAUCCUGACGGAACUGUCCAAGCUCUCUGCAGCCGUUGAAGAUUUAGACUAUUCAAGUUUCGACUCUGAUUCUGACACACUUCCUGAAUGCGUCUGCUGCCAAGAAAACUUUCCAGCAGGAAAGAUGGUUCAAGCCCAAUGCUCUCACUUUUACUGCAGCGAAUGCUUGACCGACUUAUUUCAAAAGUCUCUACAUGACGACUCUUUAUGCCCUCUUCAAUGCUGUGCCAAGCAGAUCAAAGUCGCCGAUGCCAAGAAGUUGAUAGGUCGUACACUGAUUGCAAAGUAUGAAUAUCGCUUGGCCGAGAUUCUAGAUCCGGACAAGACCUACUGCUCGGAUCUGAUCUGUUCACAGUACAUCCCACGAAAGAAAUCAGGGCCACAUCGCGUUGUGUGCAAAUGCAAGUGUGGGGUUGAAACAUGCCGAAGGUGCAAGCAGAAGGCCCAUGGAGACUGGGACGACUGCGCGCGCCAUUUUGAUCGCCUAUUGGAGGAUCUUGCAACGAGCGAAGGAUGGAAAAGAUGUCCAGAAUGCUCGCGUUUGAUUGAGCUUGAAAAGGGGUGUUUUCAUAUAAUAUGCGUGUGUGGAUCGGCAUGGUGCUAUCUCUGCACAAAGAACUACAACAAGCAGGGCAAGAGUUGUCAAUGCCCGUUGUGGGAUGAGGCACUUAUUUUGAAUUAUGGGGAAGUCGUAUAA